Messenger RNA from Sardina pilchardus (European sardine), 1499 nucleotides. It is a transcript of the gene aifm5, whose product is annotated as apoptosis inducing factor mitochondria associated 5. The record is from RefSeq and is a predicted model, not a curated record. Bases 1 to 1470 code for a protein of 489 amino acids. NCBI's taxonomy places the organism in Eukaryota, Metazoa, Chordata, Actinopteri, Clupeiformes, Clupeidae. Gene Ontology annotation, molecular function: oxidoreductase activity, acting on NAD(P)H; 2 iron, 2 sulfur cluster binding; flavin adenine dinucleotide binding. The transcript has 18 exons. Gene Ontology annotation, cellular component: cytoplasm.
AUGGAUAUCAUUCCAAUGCAGAAAGGUCAGACCAACCCUGUGCCAGACGUUGACCCCGAGGAGCCUGAGGAGGUCACAGAGGCCGUGUGUCUGGAGUCAGAGCUCCAAGAUGGACAGAUGAUGGAGGUUGAAGUCGGUCACCAUAAUGUCCUGUUGGCACGCUGUGAAGGAGUUUACCAUGCAGUUGGAAACCAAUGCACCCACUACGGUGCCCCACUGAGUAAAGGUUACCUGGGUGACCAUAGGGUCCGCUGCCCAUGGCAUGGGUCCUGCUUCGACCUCAAGACAGGUGAUCUGGAGGAGUUCCCUGCAAUGGACUGCUUGCCUACUCACAAGGUGAAAGUCGAGAAUAGUAAAGUGUAUGUAUCAAUCAACAAAAAGUCUCUGGAACAGAACAAGCGGCUAAAGUCCAUGGGCAGCAGAGUACCUGGAGUCUCCCACACCGUCUUACUGUUAGGGGGAGGAUGUGCCUCUUUGGUGUGUGCUGAAACAUUGCGGCAAGAAAAGUAUGGCGGUCGGAUCAUCAUGGUGACAAGAGAUGACCUGUUGCCAUAUGACAAAACCAGACUCAGCAAGGUCAUGAAUGUGGAAAGUGACAGUAUCCUGUUGAGAAGAAUGGAGUUUUUCCAUCAGUAUGACAUAGAAAUGUGGCUCAGAAAGGAGGCUUUGUCAAUAAAUACUGACAAGAAAACAGUGACAUUCAAUGAUGGCAUUACUCAGUGUUAUGACCAGCUUCUAAUUGCAACUGGCUGUAGAGCCAAGGGACUGGAGUGUCCUGGUUCUGACCUGGAGAACAUCUUGAUGUUGCAGAUACUAGAAGAAAAAGGUGUAACAUUUUACAUGAAUGACAGUGUGACAGAGAUCAGAGGGGAAGACAAGAAGGUGAAAGAAAUAAUCCUGAAAAGCGGCACUGUUAUCCCUGCUGAUAUUCUUAUAGUGGGCAUUGGUGUCAUUCCAAACUCAGAGGUCCUCCAAGGGAGCAAUGUUACCAUGGAUGCAAAGAACUUCGUCCCUGUUGACAAGUAUAUGAGGACAAACAUAAAGGACGUCUUCUGUGCAGGGGACCUGUCAACGUUCCCUCUGAAAAUGGCCAAAGACCAGAAAGUAAACAUAGGCCACUGGCAGCUAGCACAGGCACAUGGACGGGUGGCAGCCCUGAACAUGCUGAAUAAAGAGGUAGAGUUCGACUCUGUGCCUUUCUACUGGACCGUCCUCCUGGGCAUGACCAUCCGUUACACAGGGUUUGGGGAGGGCUACACUGAUUUAGUAUUAAAAGGAAAAGUUGAGCAUUCCAAAUUCCUCGCACUCUAUAUCAAGGAUGACAAAGUGGUGGCCGCUGCAGGGCUGAACUUUGACCCUGCGGUUUCCGUGGUUGCAGAGAGGUUAGCCACUGGUAAAACCAUUUCAAAAGCAGAAGCUGAAUCUGACGAUCUCAGCUGGUUGCAUCUGCCCGAUCUAAACCUGUCGUGACACCAGCCUGGAAUGUUCCUCCUCCUGAC